Messenger RNA from Rubroshorea leprosula, 1652 nucleotides. The record is from the annotation of a GenBank genome assembly. NCBI's taxonomy places the organism in Eukaryota, Viridiplantae, Streptophyta, Magnoliopsida, Malvales, Dipterocarpaceae.
GGCCUUCCCUCAUUAUUCCUUCCUUGUCUUUCGUUUCCUCUCCUCGACCACGGCAAUGGCUUCUCCAAACCCUAAUCAGAAAUCGUCCCUCUAUCCAGAGGUGAUCCAAUCAAACCCCGAGGCAUCGUAUCAGCCGUCUUCCCCUGGGAACAUCUACCCUACCAUUGACAUGCGUGACCUCGUCGAAAACCUAUUCCCCGAACCCCCUGUGAUUUCCGGCAACCGCAACUACCCUGAUGAUGAUGUGCAUGUGCCGUCUGCGCCACCGUUGGCCACGGAGGAGGUCCUGAUCAAGAUAUCCGGUGCCAUUCUCCAUCUGAUUGAUAAAUCCUACAGCGUGGAGCUCGCUUACGGUGAUUUUACCGUUCUCCGACUCUGUCAGGGGGGAAAUCUCGUGGCUGUGCUUGCCCGUGUCGGGGAUGAAAUCCAGUGGCCUUUAACAAAAGAUGGAACCGCUGUUAGACUGGACGAAUGCCACUAUUUCUUCUCUCUUCGCUUCCCUAGUAGUGAAGAAGAUGAAGAUGAUAAAUCUAAGAAAAAGGGGGGUUCUCGCCCGGGCUUAGAUGAGAAUUUGCUUAAUUAUGGUUUGACGAUCGCGUCUAAAGGACAAGAAGCAUUGUUGAGAGAACUGGACGGUGUAUUGCAGGGUUAUAGCUGUUUUUCAGAGCAGAAGGUGAAGGAGAAGGGGGAAGAGGUGCUGGAUGGGGCUGUGGCUGCAGCAAGGGAUACUGCCCCCGCAGAUUUGAAAUCAGGGAAGACGAAGGAAGUGAUGGAGGAGAGAUGUGCGGCUUACUGGACAACAUUGGCACCCAAUGUGGAGGAUUACAGUGGGACUGCAUCCAAGUUGAUUGCAGCAGGGUCCGGGCAGCUUAUUAAGGGGAUAUUGUGGUGUGGGGAUGUGACUGUGGACAGGUUGAAGUGGGGAAAUGAGGUGCUAAAGGAGAGGAUGACUCCUGGUGAGAAUGUAGAGAUUUGCCCGGAGACAUUGAGGAGGAUACAGAGGGUUAAAAGGAUUACACAAACAACGGAGAAAGUGGCAAAUGGCGUUCUGUCUGGAGUUGUGAAAGUUUCUGGAAUUUUUUCAAGUAAACUUGCGAACUCAAAGGCGGGAAAGAAAUUUUUUGGUCUCCUACCAGGGGAAAUGAUUCUUGCAACCCUGGAUGGAUUCAGCAAAGUAUGCGAUGCUGCUGAAGUAGCUGGAAAAAAUGUGAUGGCAACAUCUUCCACGGUGACUACUGAUCUUGUCACCCACAGAUAUGGGGACAAAGCCGCUGAGGCUACAAGUGAAGGGCUUGAUGCUGCAGGGCAUGCCGUAGGGACUGCAUGGAUUGCAUUUAAGGUCCGACAGGCACUUAAUCCCAAAAGUGUGUUAAAACCAAGCUCGCUGGCUAAGGCUUCAGUAAAGGCAGCUGCUGCUGAGUAUAAGGCCAAGAAUUCCAAGUAAUUUCUAGCCUGCUACAGCAAAUCAAGCGAAGUAGAGAUCUAGAAUCUAGUAUUAUUUGUUCACUUCCAAAGCAUCAUGAGUGAUUAAUACCAGAGUUAUUUGUUUGUAGAUACUGAUGUUAGACAAGUGAUAUAUUGCUUGUAACAUUUCCUUUCUUAAUCUCCAUCGAGACAUUUUUUCAUUCAUGGCAGGAAUUUGAAAACUAAUU